This is a messenger RNA of Trematomus bernacchii (emerald rockcod), 1582 nucleotides long. Its product is annotated as endonuclease domain-containing 1 protein. The transcript is spliced from 2 exons. NCBI's taxonomy places the organism in Eukaryota, Metazoa, Chordata, Actinopteri, Perciformes, Nototheniidae. The coding region runs from base 143 to 1048 and encodes 301 amino acids. The record is from RefSeq and is a predicted model, not a curated record. Gene Ontology annotation, molecular function: nucleic acid binding; hydrolase activity; metal ion binding.
UGUUGACUUAGUUUAGAGAGCGGCUGUACUUGUCAGACAGAAGUGGAUUUAGAGUGGAGAAAGAGACAUUCGAUCAGACAUAAAGAGGUCUUAAAGGACAUAUUAGUAGUUGGUGAGAUUGAGGAAAAAGAGAGCUUCUGUGAUGACACCUGCUUCAGCAAAGCGGGCCUUACCUCUGGCAGCUGUCGUGGCCGUGCUGACUUGUGUGUGGCUCCCGGGGGUCCAGGCAGGAGUGGUGGGGGACUUCAACCAUGUGGAGCGCUGUAAGGACUCCCUCUACAUGGGCACUCCACCCAGAGGCUACCUCAGCACCUCCUUUACGAAGAUCUGCCAGAGGUACGAGGAUAAACCCCGCUUUGUCACCCUGUACGACUCCCAAAGACACAUUCCAAUUUAUUCUGCAUAUACAUUCAAGAAGUCUGAUGGGGAGAAGCAGGUGGACUUCCCGUGGAUGUUUGAGCCCCAGCUGGCCUCAGAUAAGAGCAGCAGUAACAUGGAGCCCUUCCCUCAAUCUACAAGCAUGCACAUGAACUUCGAGGACACACAGGCAGUGCUGGAGGACUACGCUGAUGUGGUUCAGUACGAACGUGGCCAGCUGAAUCCUGACGAGCAUCAGGCUGACCCCCUGGACAAAGCCUCCACCUACAGCUUGACGAAUGUGGUGCCCCAGAUCAGGGAGUUCAACAUCGGUCCCUGGGCAGAACACCGGGACCUAAUUCGCAAACGUCUCAACAACUACUGCCGGGGCAAAGCCUACGUGGUCACCGGGGUCACCACCUCCGGGCACACCAUCCGUCGCAACAACCUGGACCGGGUGGCUGUACCGGAGUACCUGUGGUCGGCCUACUGCUGCACCGAGUUUGACCAAAAUGCACCGUACUUUGUGCGCUACAAGUUCCCCGUGUUUGCAGCUUAUGGGCUCAACGACCGUGUCAACAACCACAUGGUGGAGGUUCCUCUGAAGAACAUGGAGAAGUUUCUCAAGGGGAGGAUGGAUGUGGAUAAGAACUUCCAGAUUUUCUAUAGUGACUGUGUGCCAGAUAUCUAAUUAUAAUGUGGCAGUAAAAUGUGGUCAAACAUUUCACUGUGGGAAGGUUUUGGGUUCCAGAAGCUUGAAAUAUGCCUGGAAAUAAUAUAUUGUAAGCAAUAAAUUGGGAAAUUGGAGUGAGUCCAAAUUAAAAUAUGAUUUGCCCUAUCAAUUACAUUCUCUUUUCAUCUAUUGGUUUGUUAGAUCUCAAGAAAUAUUGUAAAGUCUAUCACAAUGUAUCCUAGAAAUUAAAGGAGACGUGUACAAAUUGCUUAUUUUGUUAGACUUAACACAUCAAUAAUAAAUACCAUACAAUUCAAAGAUGUAACUCUUCACUUUUGAAAACCUGCGACAAUAGAAUCUUUAGCAUAUUUGGUUAAAAAAUUACAAAUAAUUGAAUGUCGAAAAACGAAUAAAUUCCAAAUAUUAGCUUGGUCUACUUUGAGGUAUUUUUUUUAGGUAUAUUUACAAUGUUGAUUGUGUAUAGUGCUGCCACCACUCUGACCACAAAGGGGUUAGGUUCUAUCUAAAUCCUGAUCCAGACAUUUCGAUGAU